AUGUCGGGAAAACGAAAGCUCAUAUCUGCUCCUGUCCUUGAGACAACUACCAAUCCUCUGGUACAACAGCAUGCUCAGAAUCAACAUACCCAUCCAGCAUCGCAGUCUCACCAAGGGCACCACGCACAUAGUCUCAGUAUAUCUUCCAAUUCCUCGGCCUUAUCCCAAGGAAAUCAGAGUUAUCUAGACUCGCCGACGUCAUUUUUCGCGCCAGACCAAAGCUUCGCAUCUCGACCUUCUAUUAGUGUCGCUGGCUCUAUUACGCCAACUGCGAGUGGCAGACACGGUAGCUUUGCCGCAUUCAAUAUGUCGUCCAUCUUCUCGAGGGGAAAGCAGGGGAGCUCGAGUGAAAAAGACUUGAAGAUAUCGGCUCCGCGACCUAGGUAUGUUCUUUAA
Messenger RNA from Orbilia oligospora ATCC 24927, 396 nucleotides. RefSeq lists its product as uncharacterized. The transcript has a single exon. The record is from RefSeq and is a predicted model, not a curated record. Lineage: Eukaryota; Fungi; Ascomycota; Orbiliomycetes; Orbiliales; Orbiliaceae. Bases 1 to 396 code for a protein of 131 amino acids.